Molecule: messenger RNA, 3726 nt
Organism: Paramacrobiotus metropolitanus
Lineage: Eukaryota; Metazoa; Tardigrada; Eutardigrada; Parachela; Macrobiotidae
Product: armadillo repeat-containing protein 3-like
Exons: 2
Coding region: 29-3574 (1181 amino acids)
Molecular function (GO): protein binding
Source: RefSeq, a predicted model, not a curated record
ACAAUUAUGUUGUUACUUCCUUAAAAUUAUGUGUUCCUUUUUUUGUCACCUGGCAACGGUACUUCGUUCUAAUUCCUUUGCUAAUUUUGUUAAGUUUAAGAAAGACACUGCAAGAGUUGCGAAUAUGAAAGAACUUAAGAAUUCGGGCAACGGUAGUUCUUCGAAAAAUGGCAAGAACUCACAGCAUCACUUUAGAAAUGUAAUUAUUGAAGGAGUGGAAUUAUUCCAGCGUGCGGGAAUUUUAAAUGAAACAAUUUUCGAUGAAAUUUAUAACAAACGUCAAAUUGUGGCCUUAAGUGCAAAUAGUAUUCCGUUAGAUCUGGUCACAACAUCUGCUAAAGUUCAAAAAUUCAAUUGCGAAGUAACUUAUCCUCUGCAGUUCAGCAUUGACAACCCUUUGGAUGCCGUCAUAUUAUUGCGAAGUUGUGAAAGGAGUGUCCUGCUUCAGGCCUUAGACAUUCUAAUCGCCUGUUGUGAGGAUCGGUUGCAAUUUUCUUCCAAAAAUGUUGUUUAUGGCCCCGACGAAGGAGGCAACGGCUACGUUAAAGCCGCACUUCUGCAUGUAUCAAUGGCUGUGGCAAGAAUUAUUCAGCUUUUAUCAAGUGAUUGUUCCAGUAUCCAACUUCGAGCGGCAAUUCUAUUUGCGAGUUUGUCGCAGUCCAGCGUUUGCGUGGCAGAGCUGGAGCGUAUUUCGUGGAUUGCCGAAGUGGAAAAACUUUUUACCGUUCGCACGCGUUCGCUGCUGCUGGAUCCACUAACCUAUGCUUUGCGCAACCUUGCCGUUAUACAUAGUGUUCAGCAUUCAGUACUCGAACUUGGCUUGUUGGAAAACCUUUUACAGAUAGUGUUGCUUGAUGCUCAGGAUCCUGAUGUAAUUGAGAACGUUCUUGAGGCUCUGGAAAGACUGAGCGCUAAUGAGGACAUUCAAAAAUGGUUGAUUCUGCAAGGUGGAUUUGAAGCCGCAUGUCAACAGGCAGUCAGCGAGAUUCCCACCAUCCAGUGUAUUGCUUUGAAGCUUAUGCAUCGUUUAUUGACCGCACCAGUCGAGAAAGCAAUUGAUCGGUUUCGCGAAGCAGGAGGUAUGUCCACAAUACUGUCGAUCUUCAGCUCGAAGGAAUUCCAAUUUCUCCAUGCCCAAACUCUGGAGAUUCUAUGCAAUCUACUGGGUAUCCCAAGUAUUACACAUGAACUAGGAAAGCAACGUAUCUAUGACUGCCUGCUUGAUAUGGCACUAUCGAUUGAUUACGCCGAGGCCGACAACGUUCAAAUCUUUGCUUUGCGAUGCAUUUCAAAUGCAGCUUCUUAUCCAGAAGAAUGUUUGUUAAUGAGCAGUAGCGGGGUAGCCAAAAAACUGAUGCGAAUACUAGAAGCAAGUUCACCACAAGUUCAAUCCGUCGUUUUGCAAGUUAUCGGAAAGCUUGCUGUAAACGACGUUUGCCGGAAGAAUUUCCAAGAUCAAUCCGUGCCAGCUCGACUUAUCCUGCUACUGAAAUCCAAACACGCAUGUGUACGCGAAUGGGCGUUUUUCGCAGUCAAUAAUUUUGUGCUACGAGACCAGCAAUUUCAGAACGAAUUUCAUAAGGAAAAGUUAGCUGACAUAAUCGAUGCAUCGUUCAGUGAUAUAAUUUCGGUCCAAAACGCAGGCUUACUGGGAAACAUAAUUUCUUGCAUCACAAACAUUUGCGAUCGAGAAGAUACGAAGCGCGCUUUGGAAGGACUUGUAUUUCGUAGUUUGUCUACAUGGUUAACCCAUCCGGAUGAAACAGUACGCAUUCCAGCUGUUGCAUGCGCCGUCAUUUUUACAAAAUCUGAUUUGGGCAAGACAGAGUUCACCAAAAUGAACGGUUACGCUCUCUUGACCGCGAUGAUGGACAAUCCGUGCAGUGAAGAGGUGUUUCGCAAAGUGACCUUUGCAAUCUCCGUGCUGGCUAUAACGAAGGAUGCUGUAUUUAAGCUGGCGUCUGCUGGCUGUAUUCAACGGCUGCUUACAGCACAGCGCUGUAUGAAUCCUGUCAAUCAGCAGAGCGCAGUGACGGCGCUUCGGCGUCUUGCUGACUGGAACACUUCAUUCAAAUUCGCUCUGUUAGAUACGCUUAGCUCCGACGAUCGCAUUGAACAUGGCUUUUAUGAUAUGCGAGCGGGAAUUAAAGAAUCAGGAUUUUGGAGCUUCGAAGAAUUUCUACAAAACAAGCAUUCGCCAGAAAUGUCACCAGUUGUUUACAUCUGCGUCAGAGAUUUUGCAGUCCCGGCACGUGGUGGUGCAGCAGACACAGAAAACGGACAGCUCGGAAUUGACAAUGGCGCCACAUCUUCUCGAUUGGAAGAGUCGCCCGAUUCGUCGACUGUUUCUAUAAAGCUCAGCAAGGAUCACUCGAAAAUUCCGGCCGACCAGAAUCUUGUAAAAAUGGUAAGUGAGGCGACGGAUGCAUUGAAAGGAAGUCGCUCGAUCAGGGAAGAGAUGUCGAUUUUAGCUAAACUCGUGGCUUCCCAUAUGAGCUGUAUGGAUCCAGAAAGCUAUGCAGGCCCUGUUCGAACCCUGUCAGAUAAUAUGUUGGAUAACAGGUGCGUGCCCCUGGGACAAAUUUUAAGCAGAAGUUGCUAUUACCGUGCUAUUUUGUUCAAGUAUCUGGUAGACCAGUUUCUUUUACCCGUAUCGCUGCAUCGCAAAGACAAUUGUUGUUGGAAUGAAGUCAGUCUUGAAGCAAAUUACAUCGUCGACUUGAUCUAUGUGCCGGGAAAAUUAAUAAUGCGCGAUUCACCCGAAGGAGAAGCUUACGUUUCGGCUGACUGCAGCACUUUCACUCCUUAUCGCGUGGCGAACAGUCCUUCAGCUUGCGAGCAGAAAGCGUCAGAACUCGCUCAGCACCGUGUUUGGCAAGAACUACGCAUGAACACCGUUAGCCCUAACCAAACAGUUAUGGAGCUUCUAGGAACUGCCUUAGAAAGACCGAACUCUGCCGCGGACAGCACUGUCAAAACCGAGAAGCACAUUCAAAGUAGCGAAUCAGUCAGCGUUACAUCAUCAAUGGAUCUUUCACCCUACCAAGAACAGUCUAUUCAACGUCUGGCUGCAUUCAUUGAAAAAGAAAUGACUGCGGCUGGUGCAGCGGUAGCGCGCAGAGAAGCAGAAAAACCUGCACCAGAGCAGAUGAGAAAUUCUCAAUGGCCGCAUCCCGGAAAAGAGAAGGCAUCUUUGGCACCUUCUUCUGGUCUCAUCGCCAAGGCUGAAGGGAAAAAUAAUAAAACCGAAAUCACAGCUAACUCAAACGAACGGCAGUCAGAUCAGUUGAAAAAGCAAAGUCGUGAUCCGCUUACAACUGCACGACUUGUGCGGGAGAUGAAAGAUGAAACAGAUGAAUGUCCUUUGGACUGGAACCGACUCAAAUUGGACUGGCACGAAGACGGACGAAAUGAAAAACAAUCAGUUGCAAACCCCCCUGACCGAAUUUCAUCGUUUGGUUGUACUUCUGACGCGGCAGAUUCUUUGAAACAAAUGUGGCUGCCAAUGGAAUCACACGAACGUACUCUGCUUGAACAAUGGGAAAUGGAUUUUGAUGAUUCUGAUGCACUUUAAGAGAGAAACUGACAAAUGCUUUUUUUUAAGUCCGUUAACGACUUAAUGGUAAAAAAGAGACAAAAAAGGGACAAAAAAGUUUCACAUGCCGACUACGCCCAUACGUGUGCGGACUGGGAAUGUAUAAAAAGCAUUAUUAUUAUGUGCAAAAC